Paramormyrops kingsleyae is the source of this 2000-nucleotide messenger RNA. The record is from RefSeq and is a predicted model, not a curated record. Lineage: Eukaryota; Metazoa; Chordata; Actinopteri; Osteoglossiformes; Mormyridae.
AUGCUGUACUAUGCUGUAUAUUUAGUUAUUUAAUAAACGUGUCUUCUCUGAUAUAAUGCCCUUCUGAACUACUGACCGUUUCACCGGACACAUGGUUACACUUUUGCGCUGCCGGGUUGUUUUAGCGAGGAUCGAUCCGGAUUCAGCUGUCCUGCUUGCACUCCUAUUCAGUAGUCGGCGUUGUCGUGCAUCUCGUUUGUUGUGAAAUUUUCUCUGGUCACCGAAGAAGAAUGUGCAACGCGUCAUUGGUGACCUAGGAAGGAUCUUUGGAAAUAUAAAAUGAACGUCGUCUUAUUUCUCCCCUGUCACUGUUAACGAACAGCCGACUAAACAUCUGAAAGGACUUUCGGCUUCUGUCGAAGACCUGCGGGACUUUGGCGGGACCAUGUCCCGGCUGUGCGUGGUGGUCGGAGGCUCCCGGGGCAUCGGGCAGGCGGUCGCUUCUCUCCUGGCCGAAAAGAGCCAAAGAGUCGUUGUCGUUUCCCGAAACCUGGACGCCGCCCGUGCGGCUGCCGCAUCCCUUCCUGGCGCGGAUCACAUUGGCCUGAACUGUGACGUCUCCAGUGAGCAGGAUGUGCAGAGAACCUUUGAGCAGAUCCUCCGCGAGUGUGGGAAUGUGGAUUACCUGAUCAAUGCGGCUGGCAUCAGUAGUCUGCAUCAUCAUGUAGAGUUGGGGACUGUCUCUGUCAGGGACGCUCUGCUCGCUCGGACCAGACCGGAAGACAUGAUGUCCAUCCUCCACACCAACCUGUUGGGUACGAUGCUCACCUGCCGGGCUUCACUAAGGAGCAUGCUCCAGAACCGGGGUGGAGCCAUUGUCAACAUAGGGUCGGUAGUCGGUCUCAAGGGUAACGUGGGCCAGACUGUCUACAGUGCCAGCAAGGCUGGUCUCCAGGGCUUCACGUUGUCUCUGGCCAAGGAGGUGGCACCACGCAACAUCCGUGUCAACCUCGUGGCCCCGGGCUUGAUCCGCACGGACAUGACGGCAGCUCUGGAUGAGGAUGAGUUGAAACGGGCGGUCCCCCUGGGCCGCUUCGGGGAGCCCAGGGAUGUGGCCCACGCCGUUCACUUCCUGCUGGAGACACCCUACGUCACUGGCCAGGUGCUGCUGGUAGAUGGUGGACUGAGACUGGCCUCGUAGGACACGCCCCCACGUUUCACAUUAAUAGGACUGAUGAACUGACAGGAUUUGUUUAUGGGGCUCACGAGUUCACUUAAGAAUCGGCCUCAAACACCUGGGCUAUUUUGUCAUUGAAUCCAGCUGCAGUUUUCAGAUCUGCAGUGUUAAUGUAUUGGUUUCCAGCAUUGAUUGUGUUCCAUUUUUGCUGCCUUGGUUUCUUUGAUCGAGUAAUAGUCUCAUUGGCAAUGUGUGGUGACUAGGGGUCAAGCAAGGUACUGCCCCCUUCUCUCAGCCAUGCAAUUACAUCGCCAGUUUUUGACGUAUGUGUCUAGUUUAAUGGACCACAGCCAGUGCUAAGCUAAUUUCCUCCUUUCACAUCUGCAUUAUUGCCUGAGCACCCAAACAGUGCAUCGAAUUAGUUAGUGAGGGCCAAGCUUUUGAAUGGGUACAAAUACACCUGCAUGAACAAGUUUAAUAUAGAUUUUUUUAGUAAGUUACUCUCCGUGUAGGUUCCGUAGGCCCAAGCCUCUCCGUGUAGGUUCCGUAGGCCCAAGCCUCUCCGUGAAGGUUCCGUAGGCCCAAGCCUCUCCGUUUAGGUUCCGUAGGCCCAAGCCUCUCCGUGAAGGUUCCGUAGGCCCAAGCCUCUCCAUGAAGGUUCUGUAGACCCAAGCCUUGACCACCUUCUUCUGAGGAACACUGGGAGAACAUGAUUGCUUUCUGUAAAGGUAUAGGUUAUCUUCACUCAUAAAACUCUCAAAGGUCUGUUACUUCCAGAGCUUUUUAUUGUAAUUUUAGGUCAAGAAUACCAUCUGUAGGACAAUCCUUAUACAAGCACAGAUUGUCAUGUGAGUUUAUUAAAAAAAAAAAGGUGUCAGAAUAA